AUGAAAAUUAGGAUGAGCCUCACAUAUCAGACGUCCUUCCGUCCACAUCGACGUUUCGCAGUUUGUCGACUCGAAAUGGAUGAAUCUAUAUACGCAAAUUUAGACUCAUUAUCAAAUGAGUUAAACGUUACUAAAUUGCAACUUUCUAGCAAACGCCAGGCCAUAGUCAUCCUGACACAACAGCUCGAGGAUGCCAAAAAGGAAGCUUACCAGUUUAAGUUGAUGGCGGAACAGGUUCAAGAGCGCUACAAGAAUUUGAAACAAGUGCUGGGCUCUGAAGCUGGCUCUCCUACUUUCGGCACCUCAUCGCAACGGAAUCUGUUUAUUAAUCUAAAGGUUAAACUAAAUGAAAGUGAAAUGCAUAGUCGUAUUCUGGAAACAGAGCUAAGUAAUUUGCGCAAAAGAAACGCCGAACUGAUGGAUGAUAUUGCGCUUCUAAAGAAAUCGGCGGGAUUUCAGCACUCCAGAAACUUGGAACUGAUGGCUAAGGAAAAGUCCUCAUUCGAAACUCAGGGACGUGAAUCCCUGAUUAAGCAGCUUGAACUCAAAACUCUAGAGUGUCAGCGGAUUAAAAGAGACCUGGAAUUGUGCAACGAAGAAAAACAGGAAAUCCUAUCUGAGUUGAUUCAUUGGAAGAAGUCGGAUGAAACUGAAUCAAAUGAGGAAACCAACUCCAUUGGUGCUGACACUGUGUUUCAAGAAAACAAGCUGCUUUCCCGUCAGAUCAGUAGGUUAGAAGCUGACAAAAAACUGUUAAUGCAAACUCUUGCCAAAUAUCAGAUGUUGAAGUCUGUGACAGGCGGUCCAUCUGAAGACGGUGAGUUAGCUUAA
Echinococcus granulosus is the source of this 831-nucleotide messenger RNA. RefSeq lists its product as hypothetical. The transcript is spliced from 9 exons. Bases 1 to 831 code for a protein of 276 amino acids. NCBI's taxonomy places the organism in Eukaryota, Metazoa, Platyhelminthes, Cestoda, Cyclophyllidea, Taeniidae. The record is from RefSeq and is a predicted model, not a curated record.